Molecule: messenger RNA, 1496 nt
Organism: Candidula unifasciata
Lineage: Eukaryota; Metazoa; Mollusca; Gastropoda; Stylommatophora; Geomitridae
Source: the annotation of a GenBank genome assembly
GUGUGAUGGCACAAAAUGGAGUAUAUAGGACUGCCAGAACCAGGGAGGAUUGCCAAGCGAUUUACAAUGACAGAGUAACCCGAAGCCAAGCGCCAGCCACGUGCACAGAGCAACAGGCCUAUGCUGCCUGCCUGCUCAGGAUAUCUGGAAGUAGCCUAACUGACGUUGUCUUCCAGGCGACUCUGACGAUCUUUCUACCAAUUCAGCUAGCAUCCUGUGCAUUGAGCGUCACCACUUUAGCUACUUUGUUGUCAAACGAUGCUGUGUUAUCGCUCACUGAGCUAAUCGGAGCUGGGCCUAACAAUGUCUGUGUAGAAGAACGAUUAACCGUCCUUAGCAGUACCGCGCUGUUAUGCGAGAGUUUGGAUAUCUACGUCAACUGUUUAUUAGGAGCACUCGGAUUUAAUCUCACACCACAACAGCGCAAUGACCUAACAAUUCAAGUUAACUUGGCCAUUCUGUCAUCCACCGGGAGAAACUGCUCCGUUGUUCUCAGGGAUAACUCGACGACCACCGUUUCCACAACAACCACUACAGAAACUACAACCACCACUCCUACAACAACACCUACUACGGAAACGACAACUACUACUCCUACAACUACUACGGACAGUACAACUACCACUAGUACAACUACUACAGAAACUACAACCACUACUCCAGUUACAACUACUACCGAAACUACAACCACCACUCCAGCAGCAAAUACUACAGAAAAUACGACCACUGCCUCAACAGCAGCACCAACAUGUCAUAAUAACAUGAACAUGGCAGAAAAUACAACAACCACUCCAAUUGCAACCACUACUGCAGAAGCUACAACCACCACUCCUAAUACAACCACCACUACAGAGGCUACAACCACCACUCCAAACACAACCACCACUAUAGAAACUUCAACCACCACUCCAAACACAACCACCACUACAGAGGCUACAACCACCACUCCAAACACAACCACCACUACAGAAGCUACAACCACCACUCCAAACACAACCACCACUACAGAAGCUACAACCACCACUCCAAACACAACCACCACUGCAGAAGCUACAACCACCACUCCAAACACAACCACCACUACAGUAGCUACAACCACCACUCCAAAAUCAACCACGACAGAAAGUACAACCAGCACUUCAGCAUCAACAACCACCACUCCAAGAAACAAUACAUGUCCCAAUACUUUGAUCACCCCUCCAGGAAUAGGCAUCCCCCGGACUCCACUCCCAUUUGCAGACUGCAUUACAUUUGACGGCAGUGCUUGUCUGGGAAAACCAGACGGGGAUUAUCCGACCUGCAACAACAUUUGCAUACUAGGAUACUACGUCACCUGCUCCAAUGGUUGUCCAUCGUUAAUAGUCUGUGCUUCUGACCGUUAUGGAUCUCCGACGGACCCUAUUUCACUUCCACUGGUGUUCAAUCCCAUAACCAAGGAGUGUGAGAGGAGGACCGAUUACUGUCCACGAAUAGCCGACUUCUUUAUUUUUGGAUAA